GCAUCAGUACUUGGGAACACUUGUCCGCGCGCGGCUGCACCUCCCCACAGAGCGUUUACGGACUCCUCUCUGCCAGGUGAUGACAGGAAAAACCAAUCGUUCCUGACUAAAAAUAAAAAUAAGAACAUUUCGUUUUUUUUUAAAGUUUGUAUUUUAAACGCUUAUUAGGUCUGAAUUAAUGGAGACGCGCGUCGGUCACUGCCAUUUUGUCAUUUUCUCGGAGUGGAUUUGCCUCUUCAUAAUAACUUCCAUCCAGGGCGGAACGGACGCAGAGGUAACGUGCAUCCCCUCGUGCCAGCUGCCGCCGAUUGAGGCAUCAUCCCGGGAACCGUGGCUGCUGGAUUUGAGCGAUUUUAGCGCGGCACCUGCCGAGGAACUGGUCGGGUUUGGUGCGGAGUUGCCCCGCUGGGAGGAAGAGCACAGCSCUGCGGAGCUGAGCGAAGAAAGUUUACCCGAAGUCCAGCCACGGCUGGAGGAAAAUAAGACCAGCGGUCCGCAGAGAGACGCUUURAAUGACCUCGGGAAACUUUCCCACCCUUCCCCAAGUGAUCCAACUCCCAGCAACGUGACCCAGAAUCGCACCGGGGAUGGAAGAAACGACCGUUUUUCUUUUCCGAGCGGGAACGUGCCGAGUUGGAGACGACCGCGGAGYGCGGAGACCUGGUCCGGAUUCGGAACCGAGGGCGUCGGCGAGGAUCCGGACCGGGAGGAGUUUCGUCUCACGAGUUCGACUUUUGCGCUCGCCGGGGACACGGCUCACAACCAGGCGAUGGUGCACUGGUCCGGCCAAAACAGCAGCGUCAACUGAUUAUGGGACCACAUAUGAAAAACUUAAUGAGAAAGUCGGGACCAAAAGCAUUCUAAGCUACUUGUAUGUGAGUCCGAACAACAAAAGGAAGAUCAUGUUACUAACUGACCCAGAGGUGGAGAGCAGCCUGCUCAUUAGCCUUGACGAGGGGGCGUCCUAUCAGAAACACAGCUUAGCCUUUGAUAUCCUUAGYCUGCUUUUUCACCCUGAGCAAGAGGACUGGAUCCUGGCUUACAGCCAUGACCAAAAGCUUUACGUCUCAGUUGAGUUUGGGAGGAGAUGGCAACUUGUGCAAGACAACGUUGUUCCCAACAGGUUCUACUGGUCAAGACUGGGUUUGGACAAGGAGCAGGGCAUGAUUCAUCUGGAAAUCAGCUUUUCGGAGAAAAGGUCACAGUACAUAACUUGCAAACUUCUGAACUGCUCUGACGGAAACAAGGGCAAGCCUUUCCCUGGAUUUAUAAUCCCCAAUUCCCUUGUGGUACAGGAUGAAUACGUUUUCAUCCAGGUGUCAAUAGGUGGSCAGACUGUUCAUUACGUGUCUUAUAAAAGAAAUGCUUUCUACCCAAUGAAACUUCCCAAAUACACAGUUCCUAAGGACUUGCAAAUAAUCAGCACCGAUGAUAACCAGGUGGUGGCAGCGAUUCAGGACUGGCAUCAGAACGAUUCAUACAACCUGUACAUGUCAGAGCACAGAGGGCUGUUCUUCACACUGAUGCUGGAGGAUGUUGUGAGCAGUGGAGGCCCAGAAGACAACAUCAUGAUAGACCUGUAUGAGGUUGCCGGGAUUAAAGGAGUGUUCCUGUCAAAUAAAGUUGUUGAAAACCAAGUGAGAACUUAUAUCACAUACAACAAGGGCAGAGACUGGCGUCUUCUUCAGGCUCCAACAACCGAUCUCCAGGGAAACAAGGUCUAUUGUGAACAACCGUACUGCUCGCUGCACCUACACCUUCAUGUCUCGGAGAACCCUUACGCCUCAGGAAACAUUGUCAGCAAAGACACGGCUCCGGGAAUUAUAAUAGCAUCAGGUGUGGUUGGACCUGAGCUAACCAGUGCAAAUGUCAGUAUCUUCAUCACGUCUGAUGCUGGGAACACAUGGAGAGAGAUUUUUCAGGAAGAGUACAGUGUGUUUUUCCUGAAUCAAGGAGGGUCUCUGGUGGCCAUCCGACACACACCUCUGCCAAUUAGACACAUUUGGCUGAGUUUUGAUGAGGGCAGAAACUGGGACAAAUAUAGCUUCACCUCCUUUCCGCUCUACGUUGAUGGGGUGCUGGGGGAGCCUGGAGAGGACAUCCUCAUCAUGACAAUAUUUGGUCAUUUUAGUCAUCGAUCUGAGUGGCAACUUGUCAAGAUUGACUUUCGGCCCAUUUUCGAACAACGGUGCACAUCCGAAGACUAUUUCACAUGGCAGUUGCACAAUGAGGGGGAAGUGUGCAUUAUGGGAAUGAAGAGAAUCUUCCAAAAACUGAGAGCAAACGCUCAAUGUGUGAAGGCCCGAGAUCAGUAUAUUUCUCAGAUGUCAGACUCCUGCCCGUGCACAGAAGCAGACUUCGAGUGUGACUAUGGCUUUGAGAGGCAGAUUGAUGGGAGCUGCACCCCGGCUUUUUGGUUCGCUCCAUCAGCAACAGCUCGAGACUGCAUAACAGGAGACACCUUUCUCAACACAACGGGAUACCGCAAGGCUUUGACGAACAACUGCACUGAGGGAAGUGUGCUGAAGUACAGCCCGAGGCACCAAAAGUGUCCCAGUCAGGCUCCCAGAGGCCUCCAGCUCUUCACCAGCGAGGGAACACUUGUAGCCACGCUGGGGAGGAAUGUCACCUUCUUGGUUUUUCUGGAAGAGGGUCUUGGCUCCAUGACAAGCAUAACGGUGGACUUCGGAGACGGAACGGCCAUAUCUUACGUUAACAUAAGCUCUAUCGAAGACGGGGUCAAGCACAUUUACGGCAAAGUUGGGAUCUACCAAGUUUCGGCCACAGCGAGCAACAAUCUCGGCCUGGACAGGGUCGUUCUCUACCUUCAUGUUUCCUGUCAACUUGAGCAAGUGCAGCUCUCGGCUCCUUCGGUGGUUGUCAAGAACAAAGCAGUGAAUUUCACUACAGCCUUGCACCCGAGUAACGUGGGAACCGUCACUUAUUUCUGGUGGUUUGAGAACAAAACGGAGCCUGUCGUGACCCUCGAUGGAGCCACUUCUUUCACUUUCUCCAAGGAGGGAAGCCACACUGUUACUGUUCAGGCUUCAGCUGGUACUACUGUCCAUCAGGACCAAAGUACUGUAGCAGUCUAUGAUUAUUUCCGCUCGCAUUCUUUGGCCUUUUCAUCUAAUCUGGACGAGCUGAACCCCGGGGUGUCUGAGUGGAGAGAAGACAUCAGCAGAGUUGUAAAAAGCUGCAUGGUCCAGGUCACAGGAAUCAGUGAGAAUCAGCUCUUGGUCACGGUGCUUCCUGGUUUACCGACUACAGCUGAAGUUUUUGUUGUACCAGAGAGGAGGUCAAAAGGCAGAGCCAUAAAUGAACAAUGGACCCACCUGGAUCAGCUUUCCCAGGUGCUGCUAAGUGCUCUGAACCAAGACCUGGUUCAGUUUGCACUCAGGCCGGGGGUGCAGGUGAACGUGUUCGCCACACGAUUGUCUCCAGCUCCUCUUGUGGACAGCAGUGACAGUGGUUACAGCAGCACUGCGGUCAUCAUGCUCGUGUCAGUGGCACUGAUGGGCUUGGUCAUCUUUGUAAUAUAUAAAUUUAAAAGGAAGAUCCCAGGCAUGAACACUUACACGGCGGAGCAGCCGGAUAAAGAACAAGAGGUCAUCCCCACAGUGACCUCCAUAGCCGUCCCAAACCCUGAGGGGGACAGCCUGACCUCCCUGGACCAUGUGGAUACACAGMUGAACUCAAAAAACAGAGGCUACCUGCCAUCUCACACAGACAUCAACCUCUCUGAUGAAGCGCCCCAUGUGUUUUAAUGUUGGAAGUCUAUGACCGACUCGAAAGCAAUACAUCUUCUUUGGCAGUUACUUCCAGCGAGCUAGGAAACUGCGGUCACAAUGAAUGGUCUCGAGUCUUUUGCUACCCAUGCAUGGAUGGACCAGUUCACACUGUGCUGCCUAAAUCCCUCUGAGGAGACUGUACAGAUUUAUAUUUGCCUCUUGAAAAGGAACACUUUUUGACUGAAAUACUUGUAUUUUUGCAAGGACAUUGAUCUUUUUAUGUAAAUAAUGUACAUCCAUAAUGGAAGAAGUGAACGUUAUGUGUCUCAGCUGGUUACAGCUGCAAAUGCUCAAAUAUGAGAAAAGUCCAAACAGCCGUGCGACAGGGAUGUGUAAUAAUGUUUCAAAUCAUUCUCUUAUUUCUACUUUAUUUAUUUAUUUUCUUAUUUGAACUUGUGUUGGUGAAGUUUACUUUUUGUGUGUGCGUGGAACAGGCUUAUCUGAGUAAAGACAGUGAAGGAGCCGGAUUCAUUAAGCUCUUUGUAAUCAGUAAAUCUUAUCGCCAGAUUCUCAGCCAAUGAAAGCUCRCAAUGUUCAGGAGAUGAUGGAGGGCUCCCAGUCCCAGAUCUGUGUAUUCCAUCAAGCCUGUCUCUCCACAGCUCGCAAUGUUAUAUAUGCCAUAACAGAAAAAGAAAAUAAAAAAGAACAGGAGAUUAUAGCAGAUAGGUAUACACAGAAGAUGCUAAUCUGAGCAGUCCCUCUUGUUUAGGAGACACAAAUAAGUCAUUUUUGUCACACUGAACCAUCACAAAUCUACCACUGGCUGAUCUAAAACAUUCAGAUGCUGCAGAUUUAUUAUUACAGCAGUGAUGCUUUCUUUUCAUGUGGUCACUUUGACUGGAAAUGUGGGCUUUAUAUGAAAUUAUAGGUGUUUUUCGUGUAAGUUCUGGUUUCUACAAUGAUAUGGAAAUGCUUUUGAAUAAUCCUGUUCAGACAAGUAAAGCUGCAUUUACUGUAAUGCAGCUAAAUGAUAAUAAUAAUUAUUAUAAAAAAGUUCUAAAUAUGUUUUUUUCUAAUUAGUCGUCAGAUCAAAGUUUGUUUGCUUUUACCACCACAAAGUUUAAGGAACUCCUUGGCACACACAGAAAAUCUUUGAACUGAGAUUACUGUGAAGGUUGCGCUAUCGUUUUGUUUUUAUUAUUGGUUGUUUUCCAAGCCUUUAUUUAUUUUUUAUUUUCCCUCCAACUGUUUAUCCCCCCCAAACAUGAUAGCAGAAGUUUAUUUUUUUUGUUUGUUUUGCCCUUUUUUUUUUCUUCCCAAGUUUCAACUGAUGCAGGAGCUUGCAGUCAGUUCCAGGUUUGCCCCCAAGGACUCGGCGGACAAAAAGGCUGCAGAUUUGUUCAUCUCCUUCGCUGCGAGGGACACGGAGAUAGAGAAGACGUAUCUCCUGUCAACGCGGCUCAGCCUACGCACACAGCUUUGGUCAGCCGCUGUCUCUUUGGGAUAUGUACUGAAGUUCUUCUUCAUCAAACUUUUCUUUUUAAGUGUUKUCAGCAUCAUACGUCAGGAAGACAAAUUGACUAGAGGCCUCUCCAUACCUCUUCCUUGCAAUCCUCUGAUUGAGCCAGACGCAUAAAUAAACUCCGACUUGGAAGAACUCGACACAAAAUCGUCAGAAGAUCUUUUUUCCCCCCUCUCUCUUUUACUUUAAUGGUUUCUUUAAGUUCCACUUAUUAACCUGUGAAUACUGUUGUGAACAUAUUUGCAUGAUGUUUUUUUUGUUUCCUCUAAAAUGUGUCUUAACUAGAAAACAAAACAAAAAAAGAUUAGAAUUGUGAAUUACAGUAUUUUCUGUUUCUUCAGAGGCUAUAACACCUCAUCCGUUCCAAGUGAGGUGAUUAUUCAGUGGGUUGUUACAGUGUUCUUCAUUUGACCUUGCAGAAGUGUCCAUGAUUGCAGAAUAAAACAGAAAAACAACAGCAAUGCAAUGUGGCUGCUUGUUCAGUUCACUCCUAGUAGCACAAACUGAUAAUUUUUGCUACUUAAGUCAGACUAUUGACUAUUAGUCAAUUUUCAUCUUCACGACUUCACCUUUGACUGUCUCAAAUGGGUAAUUUUGACUCAUAAGACACCCUUACUUUGUCAGAUUUGUGUUUUAUUUAUGUUUUUGUGUGCUCUGCCUUAUUUCUAAGUGUUGCUUCGCAUGCCCAAAGUUUCACUGCAGCCAUUUGCUUGUUAUAAAGGGGCCGAGUGGGAGGACAAUGAAAAGCUCCGAGUAUCCUGGAGUGAUUCUAAUUGGCUAGUUCCUUGGCUCUCCCACUGUGCAACAAAUUAAUUAUCCCCUCUCCAGGAAAUCAACACACACACACACACACACAUCUACACACACACACUCAACAAAGAAGAUUUUCCUUGUCUGGAUUGCACCUUGAAUGAAAAAUGUCCCACAACAAUAACCCACAGCAAUAUUGUGUUAGCCACAGUGUGAAAUUGAUGAGCAUGUUUCCUUUCAUCGAGUGCUACAUUACAGUGUCUGGCUGCAGCGAAUCAUCCAUUAGUGAUUGUCACCGUUCAAUUUGAUUGUGCGACGCCGAACAUCCCAGGGCGGUUAGAGAGAGGCCUUGGUGUUAAUUCAGACAGAGAGCAGAGGCGAGAAUAAGACUCUCGGGGCGCUGAUGGCUGUUUGAGUGAUGGAGAUUGGUACGUGAUAUAGAGUUGUUGAAGUGGCAAAUAAAAUGCAGAGCAGAGGACGGGGGCCAGUUCGCCGCUGCUUUGAAGUGUGAAGUUCUUUUUGUCCUCCCGAUUUGUCACCGAGAGUUUCAUCGACAUCUGAAAACAGAGACCCGGAGUUUUUUCCCUUCACCAGAUCGUCUGUUUCCUAUCGCCGUCCCAGGCCUCGAUAAUUGUUCCCAUUAAACAUAAAGCGUUGGUAACAGGCAACCUGAGCGAUAGAGGUAAAAGGUAGCUCAGUCUAAAUGUCAGAUGGGAAUCUUCACAUGGCUGUUAUCACACCUCYGCCCAUUAAAGCUGACUUUAGUGCCUCGGUGAGAUCAUUUAGAGAGGUGUGUCGAGGCUGACACGCUGACUCUUACAAGCCACCUGUGCUUCAGAUAAGACUGGGGAAGAGUAGGAAGAACACRUCUUCUUGGACUCAUUUUUUUUCUAGGUUUAUAUCAUGACAACACAAAMGUACAAGAAAACACAUUUUGAAAGUGGGGGCAUGCACAGUAGAAAAAUUAUUUUAAAAAAAUCAUAGAAAAAUACAUUUAUUUGGAACAAUUUCAGAAUGGUAACUUGCUCACAGUAAGAAAUAUGGUUUAAAACAAGAUCAUUGACAAAGAGGGUACAAUACUGUAGAUCAGAUCAUGCAUAACUUUUGAGCGACUGCACAACUAGACCAUUGGACAAUGUGUUUAAUUAUUUGUUUWAUGUGUCAAGUAAACUUUAAAAUCACCAUAAAUAUAUAUAUAUGUGUGUACAGUUCUCACAUACCCCAAUAUAGUCUUUGAUCACAGAUAAUUAGGGCAUGCUAUUGUAAAAAAAAAAAAAAA
Austrofundulus limnaeus is the source of this 7282-nucleotide messenger RNA. RefSeq names its product VPS10 domain-containing receptor SorCS1. NCBI's taxonomy places the organism in Eukaryota, Metazoa, Chordata, Actinopteri, Cyprinodontiformes, Rivulidae. Gene Ontology annotation, biological process: post-Golgi vesicle-mediated transport. Gene Ontology annotation, molecular function: protein binding. Gene Ontology annotation, cellular component: Golgi apparatus; membrane. The record is from RefSeq and is a predicted model, not a curated record.